AUGAUCGGUCAUGAAUUACUGCCGUUAAACCACGCACCUUUGUAUGAUCAACCCAAUGACGCAAGCGGCAAGUUUACAGGUUGUUUCGAGCAUUACUUUUCUCAGCUGGAAGCCCGUCGAGUGAGAGGUGGUGUGGGCGAUUUAGGGCGGCAUUCGAGUAUCAAAAUUGGCACUAGAAGGUACGAUCAGAUCUGUUUAACAAGUACGUGGGCUAAAUACCGCAAGUGCAUGCCUUUUCCUGGUAUGCAGCAAAAUAAGCAGACGCUAAUAUAAUUAGCUAAAAUCAAAGAAUGAUGAAUUAAUUUGUAAUCGGAUGUAUUGUACUAGCAGUUCUAUAGCCUGCAUGGCAGGCGGUACGUAGGAAAUACCGCCUGCCGCAAAACUGGGUGUAAAUGAACUACCGCCCCUGAAGCAUCAACGCUAUUUAUAGAUGCAUUAAUUAAGUAAAUAUUCAAAAUUAGCCACUCCCAAGCUGCUCCCAAGUCCCAACUGCCCAACAUAAAAUAAAUUCCUUGAUUCUUAUCACCGCCCGACUGAAUUUUAAAAUCCUCGUGAAAACGUUUUAUUUUAGUUAUACAAUAUAAAUGUACCGUCCGACAAAAUAAUUCAAGACAGUUAAUUUUUUCAUAUUUUAUAUAGAGUUUUUAUUGCCAUUUUAAACUGAGUGAAAUUUCAUUGUAUUUUAAAGAAACCCAGUCAUUCUGUCAUUGUUCGUGGAGAUACGAACUAUUGAUAUAUAAAUUAUAUAAACAUAAAAUAUAAAAAAUAAAUCUCCCACUGUCUUCGACAUUUCAAAGUGUAGACUGUGUCUAGUGAUGAGAAUCAAGGAAUUUAUUUUAUGUGUUAAUAUAAACCAAGCCCGUUUAGCCGUUUAGCUGCCUUAAAACGGUGGUUUAAUAAGCUCAAAAUACAAAGCAUGCAAGUCUAUACUAUAGAUUCAUCAUCAGUCAACAACCAAACUGAAAGUAUUGAACCUUAUAGAACGAUAGUUUUUAUUUGUUUACAACUAUACAUAUUCAACGGGUAUAUAUAAAGAGUUUAACAGUUAUUUGAUAAUUACUGCAUCAACCGGCCCCUUGUUUAUACUUUGGAGGUUCGUAUAUAAUAUCUAUCAAGUAUCUUUCGAGGUAUCUUUGGUUCAGAACAUGACUGAUAGGCCUAUAUGGAAAUCCCACUGUUCGAUUCAGUGAAGAAAUAUCUCCUAAUUUCUAUCGAUAGUUUUAGUAAAAUGUCAACAUUAUUGCGAUUUAUGGCCUUUGAAAGUCAAGCGAGAUAGUAUAUUAUCAAAUUAAUACGCAUGUAAUUGUCUGAACGAAAAUAUAGACUAGCCCAUACCUUUCGCCGAUCAUAACUUCGGCCCCUUCGGACGUAUCUUCUUUGUUAAAUAUUCUUGUUCGAAUCUCUAUCAAAAACACUAUUUAGAGUGUUAUUUUUCAGCUUGUAUCUUUUAAUUUGCUUCUUUUAUUAUGUUAUUCCAUUUCUGGUCUGACUUGACGUGAACUAAUUUCAAAACGCAGAGUUUCAAAACGUCAAAACAUUUGGUUAAUGAUUAACAUUUAACCGAAUUUAGCCGUUGAUUGACAACUACAUAAAAAUACUAACCAAUCCGUUUUUCCCGUUCACCAGCGGACGGGUAAUUCAAAAACCCCUAGUUUUGCGGCAGACGGUAUUUCCUUUGCUUCCCUAAUUUUCGCUGCCCGUAGAAAUACCGCCUGCCAUGCAGGCUAGCAGUUCUAUAGAUCACCACCCAACUCAAUGGAGUGCCAUUAAGCUAGUCUGGUGGCUUCAGCAGCGCAGGCCAGAUUCGGAACUAAUUAAAGUACACCUAUUAAACCUCAAUUCUUCUAACAUCUUAUUCCUACGUACGAACCUUUAAUGAUAUUGUAACAUAUUUUGAAGAUUUUCGUUUGCACGCUUUAUCUCUGAUCGAGUUAUUUUAGUUUUAUUGACAUGCAAAUGUCCGGAAUUUACGCCACAUAUGAAUCUUUGAAUGACUCAUCAAAGAAUGUAAGGUACAGUUAAAUAUCAUGAAAUAAAAAGGCUAACUGAUGGUGUUAAUUUUACAUAAGUAUGUAAUCCUUCCACAACUCCAAACUUCAUUUUAAUGAAUUAAACUCGAUAGUGAAUACGAUGUAAAUUUCAGAUAUUUGCAUGGUACCAAACAAACUGAAAUAUCUCAGAAACAAAGUGAGCAAACGGAAAUCUUCCAAAUAAGUUAUUAUAUCAUUUCAGAAGUUCUUAAGAAUGAGAUGAUAAAAAUAAUUGAGGUUAGGUGCACUUUAAUUAAUUGACGAUUCCCCUUAUUACGUUUUCGUAGCGCUUUGCAUUGUGGUUAUAGUGGUAUCACUAAUAUUCAAGAUGGCUUAUUUUUGUCCUGACCGGUGCAAGAACUUUUAAAAAAAGCUAGGGUCAGGUGCGCGAUCGCCAACAGCAAAAUAUUCGCGAAUGAUUCAAUAUUUUCAUUCGAUGCCGCUAUCAGUUUAUUAGUGAUACCACUAUAACCACAAUGCAAAGCGCUACGAAAACGUAGUAAGGGAAUCUAGAAUUAAUGAAUAAUGUCGAGUGAGAUGCCCUAAUAAUCCUUAUUCAGGUAUUUACCCAUAUACCUUGCCAUGACCAUGGCUGCACGGUUGGAAUGCUUAGAGCUCAACAACUGACCUCUGUAGUUCAGUUGGUUACAAUUACGAUUAACAUUUCUAAUAAUAAUGAUAUAUGAUCAAAUGCGCUUUACUUGAUGUAAUGUACGAGUCAAAUCCAACCGCGAUCAGCACCCCCCCCCCCCGGACAACCCCAGGGCAUUUGACUUAACAUUACCCCCGUAUAGGCGGGAAUUUGACAGCCCGGUCGGGAAUUUGACGGCCCGGUCGGGCAUUUGACCACUUGACAACAACUUGCUCAGCAGUUUUCCCUAAAAAUAUGUGUACAUUCUAGCGCUUUACGAGUUUUCUAUUUUGCGUCUUUUCGAUAGUUUGAAAAUUGCUUCUGAAUCACAAAUAUCAAUCAUAGAUAUAUGAUGCAAUAUGCCCAGUUGAACAAAAAGAAGAACUGUCUGGCCUAUUUUUCGUUCUUUUUAAUCUUGAAAUACUUGUUCAAUUUAAUUUUAGUCAAAAUUCCAGAAACAGGACUACCCCUAUAGCAGGGCAUUUAAACUGUGGUUUCUGCCUGUUCGGGCGGGCAUUUGACCAAUUAUCUUUUCAAAAGUCAAAUUCCCCGGUGGUUGCCCGGGGGGGGGGGAGGCCUGAUCGCGGUUGGAGUUGACUCGUACAUAAAUGUAAGUGUUACACUUACCUACUGUAAUUACUUACUUAGCCUAGACUUACAUGUUUACCUAAACCCCAGCACCCUGUCAACUUUCCUUGCGGGAGGAACUGGAGCACCCGGAGAAAACCCACGACGUUCGGCGGAGUAGUGUUGACUGACUCUUCACUACUGUUGUAAAGAGACACCAACAGGUCGAGUCAUUUCACUAUCUGGUCGAGUCGAGUCAAUAGCUUCUCGCCCCAUCUAAGGUAAUUCAGGAAUCCAGAAUUCAGACAGUGGAAUCCAAACAUCAGGGGAAUCUGGAAUCCUUACCCUGGGCCAAUUUUCUGGCCAAUCCGGAAUCCACAACCGAUUUGGAAUCCGGAAUCCAAGGAGCAGAAUCUGGAAUCCAAAGAGAGGAAUCCGGAAUGCAAGGAGUGGAAUCCAGAAUCCAAGGAGUGUAUGGUUAGUUACAUGGGCCGAGGCUUCACUCGAGACGAGUCCAAGUCGAGUCAUUCAAUGGCUUCACUCGAGUCGACUACGCGAAUUUUACGGUGAACAAUUAAAAAGGUGAACAAAAAUGCCACUGUACAAGUGAAAAGUCUGAAAACGAGAAUUACGUUCAGUAUUUCUUCAAGCCCUUUCGGGACUCUUCCCAACGUAUACAACCACAAUAUUUUUGACGAAUUUAUCCCGGACAACUGGGGUUGUAGCUGAGUUGAUGACUCGAGUCAUUUACGGCAGAAAUCAACAAGUCAAGUCCGAGUCGAGUCAUUUGGGACUGUUGACUCGAGUCGAGUCAUUUGACGUAUUCGACUCGAGUCCAAUCGCAGAAAAUGAAUGACUCGACUCGUUGCAACACGUUCUUUUCACACGAGUCCGUAGCGAGAAUCGAAUCCACAAACCCAGAGGUUAAAGGCACUUGCACUGACGACUAGUUAGAAUGCUGCACUGGAAUCGUCAUUCUAAUAGUUAGAAUGCUGCACUGGAAUCGCUGGACCGCAGGUUUAAUUCCUGCCAGAGCCCAGAGGGCCUAUAUAGAUGCAUUUUUCGCAGCUGCUCUUUCUGAUGAAAUAAUUGAAUGAAUAAACGGACCGCAUUUAAUUUUGUGUGCGAUAUAAUGCGUACUUGUUGGGUAAUUAUUACUUAUAUAAAAUUUAGAAAGAUUUAAAUUUUUCCCUGCAAUACGCAACAGCCUAUAUAAAUUUCGAUCUAUAUUGCUGUUAUCAUACUGUUAUAUAUAUAAACUUUACUUCCACAUCUGCUCUCUGACGUCAUUUCCGGUAACUAAUUUUUCCGCUCAUCGGAUUUAUUGAGAUUCGAGAUUUGAGAACUCGUCAUCAUUUGUGUGGAACUUUUCAUCAUAUUUUAGCGUUAUUGUAAAAUGUAAGUCUUCUCUUUCUUUAAUUAUCCGUACAAGUAACACAGAACACAUUGUAACACGUCAUUUUAUGCUUUACGAAGGUCUAAAGUAACAUUCAAGAUUACUCUUACAUCUGACCCGAAACUGCCUUUCAAAGUGUGAGUAUUGAACUUUAAUUUAUGUUAUUUUUAAGAAAAAUAAUUUAUCGUUGAAUUUUCUUCACACAAUCUUCGUUAUUUUCCCAAAUUUAGACUCAGUGUUCCCGAAGCUACGCCAUUCACACAUGUUUUAAAAUUUGCGGCUGAAGAGGUGAGAAUAGAUUAUGAAAUUAUUUUGGGGGGUAAGAGUGCAUGCACAUGUGUUGUGUAGUAAAUAACUAAAAAAUACAUAUAAAUCCUAAACCAACCUUAAAAGAUUCGAAUUAUUUGUUGGGAUCCGCUAAACUGUACUCCAGCCUUACUUUGUUUAUUUAAUUAUAUAGUUAUUUUCUAUAAGUAUAUAAUAAUGAGAUGAUAUAUAUUUUUUGCUCUCACUGAUUUGUUUGCAAUGACCUGAUUUAAAUUUAUUAGAUGCAUCAUGAUCAUCAUCUGCCAGACUGCUAAGGCCUAAAAAAAUACCUGUGGUUAAGGCCCACUUAGUGAAACAGGCCGGGAAUCGAGAUCUUUUGUAGUUGUUUUUAUAGUAAAAAUUUCUUCAUAUCUAGUUGCCAGGAUGAAAGUUCAAAAAUGCUGCCACAAGCUAUUUUUAGCAACUGUCAAAACUAUGUCAAAACAACAAAAUUGUCCUUUAACAACAGAGAAAUUCAUUCCUCUUACCGGGCUGUCUCUAAGCGGGCCAGCUCGGCUUCCAUAUAUAAAGUAACAGCCCUUAAGUUUACUAAAUUAACCCAUUGAGUCGCAUUGCACCCUGAUGCACCCUACUUUAGUAUUUUACUCUGUCUAACGCCAGACGAUUUUACUCGUCAAGGGAAGAGCGCUGGCGCUUAAUGGGUUAAACUGCAUGCCAAAAUUUUCUUCCCCGAUAAAGGAACACACCUAGGAUGGCAAAUUUGGACUCAGAAGGUGUUCGGCGUGCAUGGCAAGCUUAGCAGUCUGGUCAUUUGGCAAGUUCAUUGGCUAAUGAUUUUUGCCUUAUCGAUAUACAAUCUGAAUUGGUUGAAUUAUCUUGUGUAAAACUGAUUGUUGACAAAGUAUACAGUUUAAAAUGUUGGUACAUGUUGCGUUUCAACGCAUUAUGUUAAAUUAAUGUACCGCGAAGCAUUCCAUUUAUGAACAGUUUUAACUAAAGGUGGUUGUAGUAACAUGUUACUGUACAUUGAAAAUCCUCGUUAAUAAAUCGAAAUGAAUGACAUCACCUUUACUUGGUUGACAGUGUCAUGACAUCAUUAUAAAAUCGGUAUUGGGUAGAUUGUUGCACAAAUAAUGGGUAAUUUCCAAUUGUGGCACAAUUGGUUAAUCACUAUUGUUGGUAUAAUUCUUCUAGACAGUUCAAUCUCUCUAAUACAGGCACUGAAGAGAGCAAGGGGUUAAUUAUGAAAUUUGUCCGAGAUACACAAUAAAGAAACAAGCAUAUUUCUGCUUUACCACUUUUAAGCUUAUUCCUGAUUUUGAAAUCAUCUUAUUUCUAGUAAUUCCUAGUUGAUUUCCUGAUUUUCAACUUGAUUGCUGAGUUCUGUGUAUGAGUUUUUUGCUGUGACCGACCCCUGCAAAAUGGCCAUAUUGGAGUGGUGUUCAUUUUAUGCUAAUAAUAUACACAAGCUGCUUCUCCUUACAGGCAUCUGUCUAAUAUGGACACCUUUAUAUUUUGUUUUAAAAAAAAUUGGGUACUUGGAAAAUACCAUGAGAACCAACACCUGUAUAAAUUGCACUAUUCUUACUACUUGGUCUGGAUAGCUUAUUAGUGUUCCUUGUAGACAAUGUAUUGAUGGUCUGUGUACAGUGUAAAUAACGGCAUUCUUAACUUACUAUACUGUAUAUUUAUAGUUCAAGGUUGCUCCUGCCACAAGUGCAAUUAUUACAAAUGGUAAGUAACACUGCAAGAUCUGUCAUUUACAUCCAGUGAUGAACUUAACAAAAACUUAGAAGGAGGUUCCUUUGGCCACUUGGAAGUUAAGAGCCCAUCUUUGUCAAAGUUUUUCAGUUUUAUAAUAUAUUUUUCAGUUAGUUUGAUACUGUAAUGCCGCAAGUAUGUUGCAUAUAUGACUGCUUUUUCUGUAUCUGCAACAAAAUCAUUUAAUGGAAAUAAGUUUACAUGCAGUUUUAGGGGAAGUGCAGCGGUUUAGCUAACAACCCCAUGGAAAGUUAGGGCUUAGAAAGGCCUAAUGUCAACGACGUGACGUAUGCAUGUAGUGUGCAUACAAUAUGUAUCAGUGUAUUAAUGAAUAAAUGAAUUAUGGCUGACAUACAACUCAUUGAAGUGAAGUGAAAGGCUUUAUUUACUGAGGGUAAACACGUGACAGUAAGAAACUGAUAAACUUGUGGCCCUCAAAAUUUACAAAAUUUAAGAUAUUAGAACACAGUCCAUAUUUAAAGUUAAAGUUAUUAAAACACGACCCUAACGCUGCAACCUAUUUGCAGAUUUUUGAUCAUCUAAAAACUGUUUACAAAUACUGCGCCUAAAACUAAAAGCAGAAUGUAUACAGUACUUCUAACGUUCAAAUCUAAUUUGUUCCAGUCUAUAAUUGUUCUUACAGUGAAGGUUCUGCCUCCUUCUGUUUUACGAUUGUAAAUUGGGCAUAGCAUAUUCAAAUUCGAAUAAUGUGUAUUCCUACUAUUCAAUUUUACCCUUCAUUUAGUACAAUUGCUACAAAGUUUCUUUUGAAACAUUGCAUUAAAAGGGCAAUUGACACAGAGAUGAAUGGCUAUCACUGUUUCAAAUUUUACAAAAAAACUUUCUGUGUAGACCGAAGUGUAGACCCAUGGCCUAUCGAAGGGGAGAUGGCUGUGAAACUCAUUAGAAUAACAAUACAACUCAUUAUCUUUGUUAGUCAACGUGUAUUCAUAAAUAUGGUCCUUCACCGUCACGUGUGUAUUGUAUUUCUGCCAAAUCCACCAAUAGCAAUUUCCAGUUUUCCUAUUGUUCGAGUCACGGAUAGGUGACUUUCCUAAAACAUUGCUAUUGGUUUGUUGGGUAAAAAUACAAUACACACGUAACGAUGAAGGACCAGAUUUAUGAAUAAACGUUGACCAACACAGAUAAUGAGUUAUAUUGUUAUUCUAAUGGGUUUCACAGCCAUCUCCCCUUCGAUAGGCUAUGGUAGACCCUAAGCCACCAAAAAAUGUCAAAUUUUCACCUUGAUCUAUCAUUGAAAAUUUCCCAAGGAGAGGUGCAAAAAUUCUCAGGUGAGGUGCAAAAUGAUCUCGCCCAGGGGAGGUGCGCACCUCCCCUCAAAAUCCUGCCAUGGUGAACAGUAAAUCCAGAGUGGUAAAAAGCACAGACUUUAAAUGCCCAAGCAUGUUUUAGAAUUUACUGCAAUAUGCUUGGCACAAAUUUAUGAAGGAAUGGAAUAAUAUUAUGCAUUGUAUCUGUUUAGAUGGAAUUGGUAUCAACCCAUCACAAAGUGCAGGUAGUUUUACAGUUUUACAUAGAUAUUUGAAUGAAGUCAUUUCAUUAGUACAUUACUAACAAGACGGCACUCAGACUGCAUGCAUACCUUUGCCAGUGAAUUAAGUUAUUCAUCACACAUUUAAAUUAUACAGUGGGGUAAUGGACCAUUUGCAUUAUAGACUAAAUUUUGAUCUAGACAAAAAUUUCAUCACAGCUUGAAAGAGCAUCACAAAAUUAGUAAAUAUUAAAUAUUCCAAAGUUUCGUUACGAAAUGUUGUAAAAUGCGGAUAAUAUAGCCUUGCGAAGUUUUUUUUUGUAUUACGCGGGGGAAAUUGACAGCCCAAUCGGGUGUUGGGGCAUCAAUUUCCCGUUUGUAAUACAAAAUGACUGAAAAUUGCAAAUUUCGCAAGGCUAUAUUAUCCGCAUUUUACAACAUUUCGCAACGAAACUUUGGAAUAUUACUAAUUUUGUGAUGCUCUUUCAAGCUGUGAUGAAAUUCUUGGCUAGAUCAAAAUUUAGUCUAUAAUGCAAAUGGUCCAUUAUUUUGCGAUCAGUCACUACCGAAUUUCGGACUCGUGCAUUUUUUCUCCAAGUCGCACUCAAAACCAUACUAUUACUUAUUUUUCACCCUGCUCGGUUUCCUUUGUUCUUGUCGGGGAAUAUAUUCAAUAUUCCACUCUAAUCAAUUUCCGUUUAAUAAUCCCCUCUAAUAUUCACCUGCAAUUAAUAAUCCCCUCUAAUAUUCACCUGCAAUGUCUUUGCAGCACAAAAAAUGAGAAAAAACAACAUCGCGAAGGCGAUAUGGCAUUGAGAAUUAUUUCUUUUCUGACUCAUUAACGCGACCUCGCAGUGUGAAAAAUAAGUACGUUAUUUUGAGGCACCUCGGGGAUAUGUGUUUAUUCACCUCGGCGCUGCGCGCCUCGGUGAAUAAAUCACAUAUCCCCUCGUUGCCUCAAAAUAACCUAUACUUAUACUAAUGUAAAUUGUAUUCAGGGCCAUCAAUCCUUGGGCGGGGGGGGGGGGGCUUGGUGGUGUGACCCCUCUAAUGUUCGAGAACAGGAAUUUGCUAGGGCAUUUAUCAAAUAUUUAAUAAUUUGUUGGGCAAAAAUACAUUCAUAUAAUGUUGAGUAAGGACAAAAAACCUUAGAAGCCCAGUUUGAGCAACUUUUAAAAAUUGCUAUUCUAAUAUACGUCGGUUUCUGACCAUCAGAAUUCGGUAAAAUCUACCCCCAAAGUGCAUGAAAUGGCGUUUCAUACAGGUAGGUGUAAUAAACGCUCGACUUAAUGCCCAGACACACCGGACGCGAUUCCACAACACAGUUCGAUUUUUACUGUCCGAUGACUUUGAUCCUGGUUUAAGUUUUUCAAAUAUUUAGAAGCGCUAUAACAUUUUGAGUUAUUUGGUUUACGUAUCUUUUAAAAUUUCCUUUCAUUGGCUGUUUUAUUAACUUUCAAAACGAUUUAAACGAAAUUUAAACGCGAUUUAAACGAAAUAUAACUUUAAUUUUGUCAACCCUUGAAACCUUUCUCAAAACAACGAAUACAAAACAUGACUAAACAACUAAACACACGACUUGCGCCCGCAUUCUAUUAGAGUCAAUGUUUUUGUGGAUACUUAAUGUAAACUUAAUGGAAGUUCUUUACAUUCCCCAGGUUGAUUCGUUUAACGCCGGACAUAAAGUUAAUGCUCGCUGUUCGCAUGUUCAUAUGUUCAUAGCUCGUUUUCUUCGAAUUUCUCCGUUUGUACCAGCAUCUCGUCUCACUCUUCGUGGUACGAAUUCUUCAACCUCAGGAUUAAGGUCUCUUAUAGUCGAUUCAACUUUCUUACUCUCGUUUGACGAUGUCAACUCAGUAGGUAUAAGUAGCUGUAACGGUCUUCUCAAGGUAGUGGCGCUUAUCGUUCCUUCUGACCCCAUAACUUUUAUUUCCGCCGCUCUUACCUUACCACCAUCUUUACCGUUAAGGAGCUUAGUAACUUUCUCGCCAAUUUCCAAAAACAUCUUGCCGUUCCUUCUUUCUUCAAAAUAACUACACCAACUGCCAUAUGCAGUUCGUUCUCUUUCGUAAUUCUUACAUUACAUUAUUCAGCUCACUCAUUAUUGGGGCUUUUCAGUGGCCGAUUACAGUACAGUACAUCAAGUAUUAUGCUUAUUUAUGUUACUUACUUAGCUUAGACUAUUUAUCUUUACAACAAUUGUGAUAUUACUUUAAUUCCUAACUGUGUUUAUCCCAACCCACCCUGUCAACUUGCCCUGUGGGAGGAAACCGGAGCGCCCGGAGAAAACCCACGACGUUCGGUAGAGUGUUGACAUGCAGACUCUUUUCGGCAUUCUGGCAUUCUCUCUGAGACUUGUCAAGCACUCAUGUUUCCACUGUUUUGUAAAUUGCCGCAACAAACGUUGGUGAUGUCGUGCACGCUUCGUGAAACCUUCGUAAGUACUACUGUAAUUACCUCGUAAUUCUCCUCGUUUUGACACGCCGUUAUCCUUCUUCCAUACAUCAAGUGUGCUGGUGACAAGGCAUACGAAGUACCAUCUACGUCGUCAUAAGCGUAUACAAUGGACGAGAAUUGACAACAGCUUCCACUUCGAUUAACAAUGUUCUUAGUUCUUCAAAAGUCAGAACAGCGCGACCAUGCAACAACCUUCUCAACACAAUCCUUUGUAAGUUUUGUAAGACGUUCCCAAAAUCCACCCCACCAUGGGGCUUCCUCAACGAUAAACAUCCAUUCGACUCCAACAUUUGUGAUGUGUUCUUGCACUAACGUUGACCUUCCAAUCUUCGUAAUUUCUUUAGCUGACGUUUUGAAGUUCUUUGCGUUAGCCGACAUUAGUAAACGCGGUAGUCCCCUACGCCCUAUAAAACAACGAAAUGCUAGGAGAAAUUUUUCGGCAUAACAAUUUUCUUCUAGUUCUAUAUGAAUACCUCUCCUUGAGGCGCAGGUAAAUAGACAUAAGUAAACCUUUUCCGUUAUUCCCGUAUCCGAUGAAUUUCUUUUUCUAACAUGCAAUGGACCUGUAUAGUCUAUUCCAGUAUUUGUCGUAGGUCACGAGGUUGACCUUCAUCAACUCGACUUUCUGGUGAGCUUGCAUGGUGGAAAAUAAUGCAGAAAUGGUUUUCCACUAUACUUGGUACAUACCACACAACUCCUGACAAAUUUCUUUACGGCUUCUCUUCCACGUGGAAUCCAAUAGGUAUCACGAAUUGCUGUUAACAAUGCAUAGCGAUGCAUUAUUCGGGAAUGUACCUCUUUAAUUAACAAUUCGGUGAAGUGAUGGUUGUUAGGUAAGAACACUGGAUUUACAGUCUCUGAAGGAAGGCUCGAAUUCCCAACUCUUCCUCUACACCGCAAAAUGCCUUGCUCGUCCACGUAUAAAUUGAUCUGUCUUACGUGAUUUGAAGCACAAAUGAUGCUCUUUCUACUUCUCCCCGUGUAACCCAAAUACGUGUGUAGUAGGGAUUGGAUUCUUCACUUGUUCUUGCAAGACUUCUUCCCAUGCCUGUCAAAUGUUGGGAUCCUAGGUAGCGGCACUAGCUGCAAGUGCCUGAAGCUAACUGCAAUCGUUGGUCAGAAAGUCUUAUGCAUGCUUAAGUAAAGUAGAAAAUUCCAAUUUUGCCGAAUACAUUUUGCAAUAUUUAUACCGACCAGAUUUAAUAAGAGUCGUACUCAAGACGAAAAUUCAUCAAAUGAUGUCAUCAAAAACUUAAAAUUUUUGAGAAAAUUUACUUCGAACAGUCAUGUUGGUCAGCUUUCUUGAUUUUCAUUCAUUGAAUAUUAUUACAUUAAGUAUUACUAGUAUUACUGCAUGUAAAACGCUGGACAAUGACAACAAUGAUUUUCAAUUUCAUUUCAAGUUCUUAUAAGAUAAUAAAAAUACAAAUCCGGGCAAAUAUUAAACUAACAAGCGUUGUGUGGUUUGACUAAUUCCCUAUACUGUUUCCGAAUUUUACUCAUCAGCCGACAAUCUUGUCGGCUUGAUAUAUGAAAAUUUUCGAACAAUUGGGUUUGAGCAAAUUAGCGGACACUCGAUUUUGACAAUAUGAAACAUAACUCAAAAAAUUUCUUCGGUGUCCGGUCCCCUGUCGCAAUUUGCAAGCUUCAAGCGAAGAGGGCAAGUUUGGACCACGCAGGGCUAACUGCAAAUCUUUUUUGGCUACCUGCAAAAAAAAACUAAAUAUACAGGCAUGCUUCUUCCUCUUUCAGUGCUUCUCCCUUCGAAAUUUCUUGGUGAAUUACUUCCUUGGACUUUAGAAAUAACCUUUCGCACUUGAGAGGAAUUUCAGUUCCAUUUUCGGAGGUUGAACCUUCCAUUGCUCAUUAACCUAGCUCUUUGCUGACUUGAACAAACUAACAGCUUCAUCUUCAGAAUCAGUUCCAGUUGCUAAAUCAUCAACACGCAUGUAUAGAUCAUUUUCCAACACUUUAGUAACUUCGGGUUCAGUUUCCGAACAGUUCGAAAGAUGACUCUUUGUAGUGGCACGAAGGAUAGCUGGACUGGGCUUCAGUCCAAACACAAGACGGCAGAAACGAUACACUACGUUCUCUUUUAAACAUCGAUCCACACUUUUUAACCAAAGAAAACGUAAGGCAUCUCAUUCUUCUUCCUUUAUUGAAAUCAUGUGGAAAGCCUUCUCGAUAUCGGCAACGAGAGCAUAAGAAUGAGAUCUGAAACGCACCAGAAUGUCAAACAAUGAUGGUACUAUGGUAGUAUGUUUUGUCCUCGUUCAAGGCAUUCAUUAAUCUAUAAUUCUUGUUGGGAUGAUUUAGCAGAACCAUUAAACACUAUACGAACUAUUGUUGUCGACUUAUCACUUUAUUCAAAUUGACUGAUGAUGGCGCUUGUUACAUUUGCGACAGUUAGAUGUUCUUUCACAGUUCGAGGCUCGAUGGCCUAUCUUUAAACACAUAAAACAACGUCGAUCUCGCAUUAAAAUAUCCCUUCGCUUACUAUAACAUCAUUAAUUUUUUUGCAAGAUGGCGAAAAAUGUUGUUUCGAAAGGUUGGCUGUUCGAAUUGUUUAGAAAUGCACCAGUAGCAAUAUCCUUACCCCUCAUAUUUCCUAUUAUCGUGACUGUGCUCAUUUGUUUUCAAUAAAAUAUUAGCUUUACGGGCCUCCAGGCCCUCUACUUCCGCCUUCAGUAUUUCAAUGAUUUAUUUUAAUUCCCACACUAUACUGCUAUUUUUUCGACAUUACAAUGGGUGUAAGUAGACUACCAUAUUGCUGGGCAUUAACUCCUAGUGUCUCAAGCCCUCGUACAUGAAUGGUAAAUUGGACAUCCAUAUGUGCAGCAAUUGUGGUUUGGGGCUAGCUUGCCAAAUCUCUUUCUUAAUAUCUCGACGGCAACGUUAUAGUUGACAUUUGUUGAUGGUAAAUCUUGAAUUGCUCUUGCUGCUUCACCCUCAAGCAGAGAGUUAAAGUAGUUAAACUUAUCUAUGGGCGACAUUUCUUAGUUUUUAUGAACUAACGAUUCCCAAAAUGCACUCCACUUUUUUAUAUCAUCCCUGAAUUUUGGUACUUUAGGAAUUUAGGUAUAACUUUGGCAAUCUUGGUUUAGCUACUUUAAUGUGCUGCAGUUGUGUUGGUGUAUGUUGAUUUGAGCUAUUAUUUCUAACUGUGUGUGAAUUUGUGCUCUCUUGCAUGUUUGAGCUCUCUUGCGUGUUCGUGAUCUCCGUCGUGUUCGUGUUGUCUUGCGUGCUUGUUUCACUAGAAGCCGAUUUCUUGUUUCAAAUCGGCUUCUACGGGCUCUGUAGCCCCAGAAUUAUUCGACAGUAUUUCACUAUUUUGAACACUUGAUAAAGAUUUAGACGAAUUUGAACUAUCAUUAUAACAUUUCCUAAGUAAAUUGUUAAUCUUACGCCUCACCUCGAUAAUCUUCUUAGCAAUCAAUGACGACUCUUUUACCUCAUAUUCAAUGUCUUCUAUUUUUGCCUUGACAAGCACAUUUUCAUCCAACGAUUCCAACAAUUUCCCUUUCGCUUCGAUUAAUCCAGUAAGUAUUUGGUAAACGUUCAUAUUCCUACGAUUCAUUCGAUACAGUUGAACUCUUUCGCAAGUCUCCUCGAUGUGUCCUUCGAACAGCAACAGUCGGUUCCAAACUCAGUUUUGGUAGACAUUUCAUUCGAUUUCACGAUAAUACGACUUUCAAACAUGUCAUGGGGGCCCCACGUUGGGCGCCAUGUAAUAAACGUUAGACUUGUUCAUCAAAAUUUACGGUGAUUUGAACGAGAUAUACCUUUAAUUCUGUUAACCCUUGAAACCUUUCUCAAAACAACGAAUACAAAACGUGACUAAACACACGACGUGGGGCCGCAAUUUAUUAGAGUUAAUGGUUUUUUGUGGAUACUUAAUGUAAUUUUAAUGGAAGUUCUUUACAAUAGACUCUAGACCCCCCCCCUCCCCUAGUGUCCUCCACAUCAUCGUCGCUAGGCCCAUUGGACCAGGUCCCACAUAGGUUUGAGAACGAGAAUGGUGUAUUCGAUGCUACUACCCUACGGAUCCUCAUUAAUGUUUUUGAUUUCCCAGAAUCUUUACAUAUUUUUUCUACGACACCCUUUUUGUCGGCUCCACAUCCCCCUAUAAUGUUUAGACCCAAGUUACGCUUUUGAUUGUAUCAGCUAUAAAGUUUCAUUUGAAAAGGUGAAAAACCAUAUGAUGUGAAAAUCCCAUAAUUAACCCGUGAUCAUUAUUAUAUAUUUUGUGUUUUUCAGGAAAUGUUUUUCUUAAACAUGGUUCAGAACUAAGGCUAAUACCAAGAGACAGAGUGGGCAGUACAUAA
This is a messenger RNA of Paramuricea clavata, 14926 nucleotides long. Lineage: Eukaryota; Metazoa; Cnidaria; Anthozoa; Malacalcyonacea; Plexauridae. The record is from the annotation of a GenBank genome assembly.